Cyprinodon variegatus (sheepshead minnow) is the source of this 2957-nucleotide messenger RNA. RefSeq names its product opioid growth factor receptor-like protein 1 (gene ogfrl1). The coding region runs from base 169 to 1335 and encodes 388 amino acids. The record is from RefSeq and is a predicted model, not a curated record. Gene Ontology annotation, molecular function: opioid growth factor receptor activity. The transcript is spliced from 7 exons. Gene Ontology annotation, cellular component: membrane. Lineage: Eukaryota; Metazoa; Chordata; Actinopteri; Cyprinodontiformes; Cyprinodontidae.
AUACUGAAACGCGCAUCAUUGCUGCUGAUGUGGAAUUUCCCCCUUUUUUAUGCUGUUUAAAAGCUCAGUGCUGAAGCCCCUGAACGCAUGCAGCAGCGGACCCGAUGAUGGAGCGUCCAGCGCAGACGGAAGGACAAUAACAGGGGGCAAGAGUUGCAUGCAUUGUAAAUGGGAAACCUGGUGGGCAGCUGGCGCUUCAAGGAGCCGAGCACCGUGGAGGAAUGCGACUCGACGUGGGGAUCGGACUCGGAGAGCGAUGAGCCGACGGCUGAAGAUGACAGCGGCAUUUCCGACUCCGUCAGCCCGGCGGAGAGCGAUCGGACCGCGGGACAAAGCGGGGACGCUGGCCUGCAGCUGACUGAUUCCCCGGAGUCUGCUCCUAAGAUGAAGAGGAGUUUUUACGCCGCCAGGGAUCUCUACAAAUACCGUCACAGCUAUCCGAACUAUAGAAAGUCCAGGCAGCCAAACGAGUAUCGAAACCUGCGCUUUUACAUGAACAAAAUCCCACUGGUUCCCGAUGGUAUUUACAUCGAGGAAAUUCUUUCAAAGUGGAGAGGCGACUAUGACAAACUGGAGCACAAUCACACCUACAUUCAGUGGCUGUUCCCAUUAAGAGAACAAGGGCUCAACUUCUACGCACAUGAACUGACUCAGGACGAGAUAAAAGAAUUCCAAAGCACUCGGGAAGCAAAGCGGAGAUUCUUGGCGGCUUAUUCAAUGAUGUUGGAUUUUUAUGGCAUCAAACUGCUGGAUAAAAGUGGUAAUGUCGCUCGGGCCCCCAACUGGCAGGAACGCUUCCAGCACCUUAAUGAGUCUCAUCACAACUACCUGAGGAUCACUCGCAUCCUGAAGUCCCUGGGUGAGCUUGGCUACGAGGCUUUUAAGGCCCCGCUGGUUCGUCUCUUCCUCCAGGAGUCGCUGUGCAACGCCACCCUUCCGAACAUGCAGCACAGUGUGCUGGAGUACUUCGUCUACACCAUCCGCCUACCUGCCACACGGCGACGCCUGCUCCGUUUCGCUCGCAAGCACUACAAACCUGCCCACGCCUUCCUCUGGGGGCCGCCACCUAAGAAGGGAAUCACUGGCAGCGUCGGCGCCGGGAGCAGCGGGAUCAGAGCUCCUGCUCCCACACCAGAGCUAAACAGGAGGGUAGAGGAGAAUACUUCCUCAUCUGUGAGUAGCAGGAUCACAGUGUCUUCCCAUGAUGCCAUAAUGUGCCAGGACCUGGUUGGAGGAGGGAUAAAGGGCUUCCCAGACCUUGGUUCUUAUGAGGCCGGAUUGCAAAUGCCACUGAUGCCCGUUAGUGGGAGAAGAGAGAGGAGUGAGUACAGCUAGGCUCACUCCCUUUGGAAAGAGAUUGUCUCUGUUUUAUAUUUAUUAGAUACUCAGACCCAGGAUAUCAGCAAUGAAACACAUUUGAAAUAAUAAACAAAAAAUAGAAUCAGUUCAGGUUAAGGGCUUAGAAAUACAUUGCAAAACUGGUUACAUAGAAUUAUAAUCUCGUUUUUUAGACAUAUCGUAAUUUUCAAUGACCUUCCAAAACCAUUCAAACCAGUGGAGACAUGAAUUAAAUGACUUUUGUCAGAAGGUCUGAACUUUUAUAAAGAAGAAAACACUGGGUAGAUGUUUGCCUUACAUCAUGAUUCACCAUUAAGCUCUAGUAGGAAGGCAAUAUUGAUGACUAGUAUAGUUUGUUUUAUUUGUGCUUUCUUUAUCUAGGGAAAAGAUGAGUUACUGGUGAGCAAUACUUUAAAACCAGUUUUUUAGAUUGACCUAAAGGCCUCGUUAUUUUUGUUGAUAGCAGACACAACCGUGUAUCUACUCUGUGAUUUUUAAUGUUUCACCUGAAGAGCAAAAUACAAAACCUUUUAGUUGAUUUUAUAAAAAAAAAAAAAAAAAAAAAAAAAGGAAUUGUAAGGCUUUUGGUGACAUUCAGUCCUGGUAAAAAUGGAAACAUCCGGUGUGUAAACAUUGAUAAAUGGAAAAAUAUCCUAGACUCAACAAUGUUUAGAGGUAGUUUCCUUUAAGAGGUAAGGAUAAAUGAAUUCACGAGAGCUUGCUUCAUCCUUAAUUACUUCUUAUCAAUGGAAGAGGCAUGUAAAAACCCUUAAAAAAGAUUUUAUUACAGCAGUAUGAUAUCAAAUGUAAUGUGUAAAAGAUCUAAAUAGGUUAGAAAAUAAUAUUUUACUAAUAAGUCAAACUGCUUUUUACAAUCCGCUGAACUCCCUUUUUGCAAAUAGAAAAACAUCAAGUCAAAUCAGAUAAGAGGUUGCAUGGAUUUUCUAUGCCAUUAAGAAUGUUUGUAAAAUAACUAUUAUGGAAGGCUAUUUAUGUUUCUCUUUAAAAGAUCUGCAGCAUUGCAGAUCCUUAUCAAAUAUUUAUUCCUUUUCAGAUCAAACCAACCUACAGAUUAGUUUGCAGUUGUCUGAUUCCAAAUAGAAAAACUCCACAAAUUUACAUUUUUGAAUGUAGGACUGAAAAAGUUUAUUGUUUAGUUUCUUUUUUUUGGUAUGUAGUUACUAUGGCGACAGAAUAGGAGUCUUUGCUUCACUCUCUAACAAAGACCUUUGUGGUAUGUGCUGCUAAUAUAUGCGGGUUCUUGUCUUCGUUAUCAGAGUUCCCAUUGUUUUAAACUCAUUACUUAUUAUUUAUCUUUCUUAUUCUACCUUAAUUAAAUUAAAUGCUCUAAACCCCUUCCGAUUAUGGUCAUUAGGUAUUAAGCCUUUAAAAGUCAACUCUAGACAUUGAAAUCUCAUUCUAUAGACCAUUUAAAAUGAGGUUGUGUUUCUAAAAAACUAUAGAGGAAACUGUAAAUGCUUGUUUUUGUCAUCCACCCAUUGCUGAGAUCAAACCUUUUUUAUUAAGUCCUUUGGUGCCAACAACAGAAAACUUUUAUAAGCACAUUCUCCACGGGUUGUAAUGUCACCUAUAAGUCCUCUUUUCCUAAAAAAAAAAAA